UGAAGGAGACGCAAACAGGCAUUCGUCUGUUGUAGGGGGGAGGUAUAUCCCGAGCUGUACAAAUGUCAUCGAGCACAGUUCAGUCGUUUGGGAAGCUGGAGGUGACUUCUCGCCCGUGCGCCUUUGGACCUUUAACAAUCUGAACACAUUUCCUUUGGCGCUGUUUGGGAUGCCUGAUGCACGGUUGUUCGGGUGUUGAGAGUACCUGGGAAUAAACUGGGCAGGCGGCGGACGACGGUGGUGUGUCCGAAGGCUGCGAUCCGAGAAGCGCGGCGGACUGAAUACUGGCUGACAGACAUGCCGACUUCUGGGAAACUUGACACCCUCGUGGUCCUGACCCUCCUUUGGGCUUGUCCAGGUGAUUCCCAAAGAGUAGAGAUGCCAAGAAUGGAUGUGGAAGUAGUCAAGGGCCAGAUGGUCGUCCUUCAAGCCUGGUACAGCCCCACAUCCGACAUCAGCAAGAACACUGUCAUCUGGAACUUCAUGGCCAACGACUCCAAGCAGGUCAUCUCGUAUAGCUCUGGCCAGAUCGGCAUUGGGAGUCCGGAGUUCCGAAGUCGAGUGGGCUUUGCCCUCUCCAUGCCCUCCACCAACCUGUCCAUCUUCAUCAACAACACGCAGGAGGCCGACACGGGCCGCUAUCUCUGCAACGUCAUCGUUCCGGGGGCCCCUGGCCUUUCUGGCGAGCUCAGCCUAAACGUCAAGGUGCCCCCUUCGGUCCCUGUGUGCGAGAUGACAGGCAGACCAGUGCUGAGGGGCAACGUGACCCUGAACUGCAGAUCCACUGCUGGAAAGCCUGCACCUCACUACAAGUGGACCAAGAGCGCCCCAUUGGCCGAGGUUUUCUUUUCACCCACACAAAAUGAGAAGCAGGGCACCCUGCGUCUCAGUAACCUCAGCCAAGCCAUGUCCGGGAAGUAUGUGUGCCGAGCCAGCAACACGGCUGGAGCCGAGAGCUGCUACAUCAACCUGGAGGUGUCUGCCCCAACCAAUGCAGGUAUGAUUGCUGGAGCCGCUUUUGGAUCCAUCCUGGGCCUGGUGGCCAUCAUCAUCUUCCUGGUUUUUAUUGUGAGGAAGAAGAGGGGGGAAAAUGAUGAAGACAUGGCUAAUGAAAUCAAGGAGGACGCUCUGGCUCCCAGGCGAGUCUCCUGGGCGAGAAGCGGAGUGGGCACGGACGACACCUCCAAGAACGGUACCCUGUCCUCCACGGCUGGCAGACGCCAGCCAGAAAACCGCUACCCCCACAUGCUGGUGUCCAACGGCGGUGCGGUCACGGCGACGGGCAGCUGUGCGGGCUACCGGCUUCAGGACCCCAGCGUGCUGCAGGGCCUGCCGGGGUACACUGCCAGCGGCAGCCUGCCCCGCCUGCCCCCCAUGGUUCCACAGCACAACAAGCCCAUGCUCAGAACUGCCCCAGCCCAACCUCAGGCCCCCUCCAGCACCAUCAGCCACGCAGCCAUGGCCCAGAUGGCCAAGGUGCCCGUCACGGUGCCCGCUCGCAGCCAGGCAGGCUCUCUGGUGUAACAGUCGGGCCCCGGCAAAGUAAAAAACAGAACGUUUUGAGAUGACAGCCCUUAAGACAGUGAGAGGUACAGAAUAGCAAGAUUGCAGCAAUGCAAAUGACUUGUAUCUGGUGUAUCCUGAUUCAGAAAACGUUUUUAUAUUAAAAAUGUAUUUAAUACAGAGUACAAAAUACCACUUAUUUAACAUUACUUACAAUAGCUACACAAUUUUUAAAACCGUGUCCUGUGGAAGAUUUGUACUUGCUGCUUUUCCUUGUGAAAAACCACUUUUAUAAAACAGACCUAUGAAAUGGACUUGAAUGAAUUAAGUGUUCUUGUUUAGUUCCAAUUGAUGUUCGUUGUGACAUGCUGUGUUUAAGGGAGGACAGAGGCUGGGUCUCAGACACUGUGUCCAAUGCGAGGA
Messenger RNA from Paramormyrops kingsleyae, 1926 nucleotides. It is a transcript of the gene esamb, whose product is annotated as endothelial cell adhesion molecule b. Gene Ontology annotation, biological process: homophilic cell-cell adhesion. Gene Ontology annotation, molecular function: cell-cell adhesion mediator activity. Gene Ontology annotation, cellular component: adherens junction; plasma membrane. The record is from RefSeq and is a predicted model, not a curated record. Lineage: Eukaryota; Metazoa; Chordata; Actinopteri; Osteoglossiformes; Mormyridae.